Molecule: messenger RNA, 522 nt
Organism: Ceratina calcarata
Lineage: Eukaryota; Metazoa; Arthropoda; Insecta; Hymenoptera; Apidae
Product: inositol polyphosphate 1-phosphatase-like
Exons: 3
Molecular function (GO): inositol-1,4-bisphosphate 1-phosphatase activity
Source: RefSeq, a predicted model, not a curated record
AUAUGGAUAGAUCCAAUUGAUUCAACUGCAGAUUAUAUAAAUGGAAAUGAAAAAAUAGAUGAUGCUACUGGCGUGCAUAUGAGCGGUUUACGAUGCGUCACUGUUUUAAUCGGAGUGUAUUCAAAAACCACUGGUAAACCGAUUUUGGGAGUAGUUAAUCAACCUUUUCAUACAAACGUGGAUUUGCGAUGGAAAGGCAAAUGCUACUGGGGAUUUUUGGAAAAUGAUAUUGGAAGAUGUUCUAUUGCUAAAGAAUCUGACGAUAAGAAAAUCAUUGUCCUUAGCAGAGUCGAAGACGAGAAUGUGAAGUCUAAGCUUUUGAAAGCUGGUUUCACUUUAGUGGAAGCAGCUGGAGCUGGAUAUAAAAUAUUAAGCGUCGCUCUUGGAGAAGUUGAUGCCUAUAUUUUAUCGAGGGGUUCCACAUACAAAUGGGAUACUUGUGGACCACAAGCUGUUUUAUGUUCCCUGGACGGCGGUAUUAUUGAAUUCCGAAGUUUUAUAAACGACUCGGGUUCUGAUCAU